GUGCCCGCCCCGACAUGGCCGCUUCCUGCAGGAAGAGAAGAUGGAAGGAUUGUUGCCAGGUCGUGAUGAUAAAGGAAUGGAAUAGGACAGACAGCUGCAGUUGCAUUGUCCAGCUAUACUGUUAGGAGGAUUUUUGGCAAAGAAGAGAAGAUACCUCUAAAAUACAGAGAACCAGUAUGGAAGCUAAAACCAGUGAAGAUCAUUUGAAAGUCCAGAAAAUGAAGAAGAAAGUAUUGAGGAAGCAAGUCAGAGCUCAGCAUAUGUUGAUGAGACACGAGGGCAUAAAGUGUGUCUCCCAUGCAACACAGAGCCUGGUUAUUGCCAAUGCUGGUCUUGGUAAUGGAAUGAGUAGACAGCAGUUGCUCAGAAUACUAGAAGAAUAUGGAGCAAUGGAAACACUCUUAAUGCCACCAAAUAAACCAUACUCAUUUGUGAAAUACAGAACAACAGAAGAAGCCAAGAAAGCCUUUAAUGCCCUUAAUGGAAAGGAAGUAACAUUGGAAGACUGUGACCAAAACAUUGUUCUAUAUAUUAAUUUUGUGGAAAAAGUUUCCUUGCAAAAUGCUGUUCCUACAAGCUUGCCUCCAGGCUUAAUGGUAAUUGAAAAGAUUAUUUCUCCAGAGGAAGAAAGGAGGAUGUUGGAAAGUAUUGACUGGAAAGCAGAUGAAGAUACUCAGAAUGCCCAGAAGACUUUAAAACAUAGAAGAGUAAAGCAUUUUGGAUAUGAGUUUCGCUAUGAUAAUAAUAAUGUUGAUAAAGACAAACCAUUACCUGGAGGUCUUCCUGAAAUUUGCAACCCAUUCUUGGAGAAGUGCUUAAAGCAGGGGUAUAUCAAACAUAAACCUGAUCAACUGACUGUAAAUCAGUAUGAACCUGGACAAGGAAUUCCUCCUCAUACUGAUACACAUUCUGCUUUUGAAGAUGAAAUAAUCUCUCUCAGUUUGGGAGCUGAGAUUGUGAUGGAUUUCAAACACCCUGAUGGCCAUACAGUGGCAAUUAUGUUGCCCCGAUGCAGUUUAUUGGUGAUGACUGGAGAAUCCAGAUACCUGUGGACACAUGGGAUCACACCCAGAAAAUAUGAUGUUGUUCAAGCAUCAGAACUUGGGCAAAAGGUUAGAACAAUCACUGCUGAUGUUGGGGAUUUAACAUUAAAUCGAAGGGAAACAAGGACAUCAUUUACAUUCAGGAAAGUGAGGAGAAGCCUUUGCAAUUGCAUUUACCCAUCUGUCUGUGACAGCCAGAAAGGACAGCAGAGACCAGUGCAGCCCUCAUUUCCCCAGAAUGAGAUGGAGGCCUCAAAGCUGGAGCAAGAAUAUGUACACAAAGUGUAUGAAGAGAUUGCCACACACUUCAGCAGUACCAGGCACAGCCCAUGGCCCCGAAUUGUGGAGUUUCUCAGGUCCCUGCCAACAGGGUCAAUAGUGGCUGAUAUUGGUUGUGGCAAUGGGAAGUACCUUGGCAUCAAUGAGGAUUUGUACAUGGUUGGCUGUGAUCGCAGCAAAAACCUGGUGGAUAUUUGUGGAGAAAAACAUUUCCAGGCAUUUGUCUGUGAUGCCCUGUCAGUGCCAAUCCGCAGCGGUUCCUGUGACGCCUGCAUCUCUAUUGCUGUCAUCCACCACUUCUCCACAGCAGAGCGGAGACUGGCUACUAUCCGGGAACUAGCUCGGCUUCUAAGACCUGGUGGAACAGCACUCAUUUAUGUCUGGGCAAUGGAACAAGAAUACAAAAACCAGAAGUCUAAAUACCUUAAGGAAAAGAAUGGUAGUAAAAACAAAGACAGAGAAAUGAAUACUGAUACAGCCCAGAGACCAUUUAGUGACCAAGGGCCUGAUAACAGCAGCCAAGACUCAGCAUGGUCUGACCAACUCCUUAAUGACUUCAAGGAUGAAAGCUGUGGUGCCAAGCCAGUAGCAGACUUCAGACUGCCUGUUCACACUAACAGAACUUCUUUUCACUCUCAAGAUUUGCUGGUUCCCUGGCACCUGAAAAGUGGUUCAAAAAAGAAAGAGGAAAGUGUUGAUACAGUGGUGGUUCCAGGUGGCUCCAAAGAAUUGCAAGAACUCAGCCCUGUUUUCCACCGCUAUUACCAUGUGUUCUGUGAAGGGGAACUGGAAGCAGUGUGCAGAUCCCUGGAUUGUGUGAGGGUUCAAAAGAGUUACUAUGAUCAGGGAAACUGGUGUGUGAUUCUAGAAAAGUUGUAGUCUGUGAUGCUUCCUCUACUAUCUGUAGAGUUUUCUUUGUUUUUUUACAGUGAAAGAUAUUUUGUGAAAGGUAUUUUUAAUGCAGACUGCAGCUAUUGCCUCUUUUAAAAUGGCAGAAUAAAGAUUGUGCAUUGAGUUAAUAACAGUGGCUAGCACUGUGUGCAUAUGUUAACAAAACAAUGGCCAAACUCAGCUACUACCUCUGCAGUGUUUGCUUCACUUCUCUGAAUUACAGUGAAGAGGAUUACGUGGGAAAAUACUGCCCAUGCAAAUCACUAAGAGCAGUGUUGAGCUUUUAAGACAGAGGGCCUAGUUCUCCCUUCUGUUACACCAUUUUAUAUUGAUGUAGCUGCAGUGUUUUCCCUGCAGUCCACAGCUAAUUGGAAUGGAGCUCUGGGCAGGAAAGGCAGAGCUGUUUGCUGUGUAAAAUUGUGGGUGAGGGAGGAGGGAGUGAUUGGCACAUGAAGCAGUUAAACUGAAGAGUCAAACUGUUGCCUCAAGUUUGGUCUUGCCUCUUUUGGUGUCCGUGAGUGGUGACAGAUCUCUUUCAGUUUGGAAUUUACUCUCUUGGUUGUGGUAAUAAUUAUUUCCUCAAAGGGAACUGAAAAGAUAUUGGGGAUAGCACAGACACUUUGCUCUUCCUUGGCUCUCAAAUACCCACAAGAUUUCUGUAGCUCUUCAUUGCAGUGUUUGUGAAAGCUCCUGUGAGAUGUGAGUUCCAGCCCAGCUGGAACAGCCAGAACAG
Messenger RNA from Melozone crissalis (California towhee), 2946 nucleotides. It is a transcript of the gene ALKBH8, whose product is annotated as alkB homolog 8, tRNA methyltransferase. Lineage: Eukaryota; Metazoa; Chordata; Aves; Passeriformes; Passerellidae. The transcript is spliced from 13 exons. The record is from RefSeq and is a predicted model, not a curated record. Bases 177 to 2201 code for a protein of 674 amino acids. Gene Ontology annotation, cellular component: nucleus; cytoplasm. Gene Ontology annotation, biological process: tRNA wobble uridine modification. Gene Ontology annotation, molecular function: tRNA binding; S-adenosylmethionine-dependent methyltransferase activity.